Glarea lozoyensis ATCC 20868 is the source of this 696-nucleotide messenger RNA. RefSeq names its product Ligand-binding in the NO signaling and Golgi transport. Lineage: Eukaryota; Fungi; Ascomycota; Leotiomycetes; Helotiales; Helotiaceae. Gene Ontology annotation, cellular component: cis-Golgi network; TRAPP complex; trans-Golgi network. The record is from RefSeq and is a predicted model, not a curated record. The transcript is spliced from 4 exons. Gene Ontology annotation, biological process: regulation of GTPase activity; endoplasmic reticulum to Golgi vesicle-mediated transport. Bases 1 to 696 code for a protein of 231 amino acids.
AUGUCCUUCGAAUCCCCCCUUCCUCCCUACAACGCCUCCGAUCCCAGCGCGCAGUUCCUCAACUCGUCGUGUCUGGAUCUGCUGAUGAUAGAGCUGGUGCCGUUGGCUUGGCGGGUGGUUAGGGAUGUGGAUUUAAAGGAUACGACGACUACGAGUACAGCUGGGAAUAGUGUGGCUGGAGGGAAUGUAGGAGGGAGUGCGAAAGGAGGGAGUAUUAGUGGUGGUGGAGCGGGAGGGAAUAGUAUAGGUGGAAACGAAGGCACGAAAGGCGAGGAAGAGGAGCAGGAGGAGAGAGACGCGGUGUUUUAUCGGUUGGAGAUGUUGGGGUAUAGGGUUGGUCAGGGAAUGGUGGAACGCUUCUCCAAAGACCGUCCCCGCUUCACAGACACGCUCGACGUGAUUAAAUUUCUCUGCAAAGACCUUUGGAUGUUGGUAUUUCGGAAACAGAUUGAUAAUUUGAAAACGAAUCACAGAGGCGUCUACGUACUAACAGAUAACUCAUUCCGUCCAUUCUCACGAAUGAGUACAGAAGCAGGAGGACAGGCUGUCGUGAGAGCACAACCUUUCCUCUGGUUCCCCUGCGGUAUAAUCCGCGGCGCCCUAGCCAGCAUGGGCAUCAACGCCACCGUCGGCGCUGAGACCUCAGAGUUACCGGGCGCGACUUUUCAGAUUAAGAGUUUGAGUACGAAGGCUUGA